Parasteatoda tepidariorum (common house spider) is the source of this 1361-nucleotide messenger RNA. RefSeq names its product corticotropin-releasing hormone receptor 1. Gene Ontology annotation, molecular function: peptide hormone binding; G protein-coupled peptide receptor activity. Lineage: Eukaryota; Metazoa; Arthropoda; Arachnida; Araneae; Theridiidae. Gene Ontology annotation, cellular component: plasma membrane. The record is from RefSeq and is a predicted model, not a curated record. Gene Ontology annotation, biological process: cell surface receptor signaling pathway; adenylate cyclase-modulating G protein-coupled receptor signaling pathway.
AUGGCUCAGGGGAUAGACCAUUCGCCUUCCAAUCAAGUGAACCGGGCUCAAAUUCCAGUAAUGACGAUUUACCCGGAGCCCUGGACCCCUACUGUUGUUGCCCUCAUCGUUGUUAUAUGUUCCAUCAUCUCUAUCAUUGCACUAUCUGUAUCACUCUUUAUAUUUUUCUAUUUUAAUUGCCUAAAGUGUAGCCGCUUAAAAGUACAUCGAAAUUUAUCGUUUGCAUUACUCCUCAAUCUCGUGUUACUCAUUGUAAUAUCCUCUCCUGUUUUGCUGAAUGUUUCUUACAGAGAUACGGAGUGGCUGUGCAAGAGUGUACUGGUGCUACAAAUGUAUUCGGGAAUGUCAAGUAUAAAUUGGAUGUUUGUGGAAGGUCUUCUUCUGCACAGUCGUGUCACCAUCAACAUAUUUAAGCAGGAUGCUCCCUUCAAAACCUACUACUGCAUUGGAUGGGGCAUUCCUGCUCUCUGCAUUGGUAUUUGGUGCUUUAUGAUGCAUUUAUAUCACAACACAACCUGCUUUAUUGGAUAUGGAAAUCUCCCUUUUAUUUGGGUCAUCACGGGACCCAUGUUGGCUGCAUUAUUGGUAAAUACCGUGUUUCUGAUAGAUAUAAUAAGAGUUUUAGUCACAAAAGGUAAUACUCAUCUGACUGCCGAUACUAACCAAGUGAGAUGCACGCUUUAUGAUGGCCUACCCCAGCAGAAAUACUGUCCCUGGCCUCACACUCAGUCGGCAGUCAACUCAUGUGGUCGCAGGAAAGCAAUCAAAGCCACUGCACUACUUUUUCCUCUACUCGGUAUACCACAUUUGAUAUUUUGUGUUAAUCCGAAAGACAACGGAAAACUAGAAGAUGCUUACAUGAUUUUUAAUGCUUUCGUCAAAUCAACACAGGGUCUGUUUGUAUCUGUUCUUUAUUGUUUCAUGAACAAUGAUGUUCAGACAGCAUUGCGGAAGGCUUAUAUGCGCUCCGUCUUACGCCGCACUCCAAACCAAAGAUACACCUGCCGCACCAGAGGGAUGUCUCAAACUUCUGGAACAUAUCUGUCUCAUUCGGAUGGCAACCCUUUGAGCGAUACGACAGGAAGAUGCAAAGCUUCUUCUUCAAGAGCAGUUUUAAGACUCCAAGAACUCCCUACGAGAAAGGACAUUCGAACAAAACCUGAAUGCAUGACUGUCAUCUUUUAAUUCAUCCACCUUCACAUUCCUAAUGUACAAGCAAACACGUCAGGUCAUGUCCAGAAUGUACGACUGUAACAUUUAAAUAAACCCUCUCCAUAAAUUGUUUGCAAAAUAAAGUGAAACUAUCAAUAUAUCAGUACAGAAAAUGUCCCGUACGCUGUUAGAAUUUUCAUUCUAAAAUU